Molecule: messenger RNA, 2079 nt
Organism: Asterias rubens (European starfish)
Lineage: Eukaryota; Metazoa; Echinodermata; Asteroidea; Forcipulatida; Asteriidae
Product: protein rolling stone-like
Exons: 3
Coding region: 153-989 (278 amino acids)
Cellular component (GO): membrane
Source: RefSeq, a predicted model, not a curated record
UUAUUAUGGCUGCGCACUCGAACAGUGUUUAUUUCGCAAACGUAACUUUACAGAUUCUUCGACAUGUAGCAACUCAAUGCUAGUAGUUUGGUUGAAACCUUGCCCACAGUGAAGUGCUUCUACCGUGAACAACUGCUGUACAUACAUUUACAAUGGAAUGUUGUUGUCGAUGUCGUCGACCCAAAUUAUCUGAUCUUGGAUUCAGCACAGCUGAUUGCACAGUGUUUCAUAGGCCGCAGUGGUCAAAGUGUCCCCAGAUAGCGUUUGCUGUGUACAGAGUGGUCUUAGCUCUGUACGUUACUGGGUUUCUCCUGGGGGUGAUAGUGAUCUCCGUCCAGCAUCAAGGAGCGGAAUCCUUCAUCUAUCUUACAACCUAUGGAUUCAUUAUAUUUGCUGCUUAUAACACUGUUGCAGCAUUCAACGUCAUACUGGAUGGAUGCAUUCGACGUCAUAACCCAUCACAAGGGAGCUCUCGUUUCAACCACCAGCUACAUUGGUUCCUAUUUAACCUCACAACAAACAUCAACUUCUUAGUAACCAUCGUCUACUGGGGUCUCAUCUAUACCCCAGGAUUCCUCCCUCUCGUCUAUGAUCUCAACAUGCACACCCUAACCUCUGUAAUCUGCCUUCUGGAUCUCUUCCUGACAGCCCUCCCUGUGAACCUUCUACACUUCAUCUACCCUUUCCUGGUAGGUGUAGGGUACAUCAUCUUCACCCUGGUCUAUUGGGCAAUCAAUCCAAACGAUGACCCUAUAUACCCGUUUCUGGACUACACUAACAACCCCGGCCUAGCUGCGGGAGCCGUCAUCGGGUCUUCUAUGGUUGUUGUCAUAAUGCAAGGCAUCAUUUGGCUGAUGUAUAAGUUAAGACAGUGGAUAUGGAUAAGAUGUGGUUACAGUUGGAUGGGGAGGGAUUCUUCUGGCGAGGACUGUUGCUUUCUUGAUGAUCAAGGAUCUGGAAAUGAAGAGGUUACAACUGGACAGGUUUAAUUAAAGGUGCCCCUUAAAAAAUAUAAUAUAGUAUAUACAGUUUGAUGAUGAGUGAUUCCACUGGAGAGGAUUCUGCUGUAUUUGUGGGGACCAGGCAAUGACAAAUGUACAAAUCGACAAUAUACAUGUUGACAAGCAGCAAUAUAAUCCUCCCAAAUCUCGUUGGUAAGCCUCACCUUGAGUUAGUAAAAGCUGAAGCGAUAUUUAACCAUCAAUCUUUGACUGAGAGCAGAAAAGGUUGAUUUGAAUUGUAAGCUUGAUAUUCGUUGGAGAUAUUUUGUCUGUGUAAUUUGUAUUUUAAUAUAAAAUAUUGCAGAAUUGCAUUAUAGUUUUACCUCUUGAUCAUGACUUAAAUUUGAUAUUUAUAUUUUUGUUUGCAAAUCGCACAAACACAAGGCCAAAUGGCCACGCAUGGUGCGAGAGCUACAAGUAAAGAAAAGUUAAAGGAAAUGAAAAUUUCUGUUCACUUUCUGAGGUGAAUGCAUCUAUAUUCAAUGCACAGUUCCACCAUGCACGACCCUGGCAGAAAUGUCAUUAUAAGAGGACAGCAAAACAAAGAAACACAAAGCAGAAAUGAGAUUAAGUACUUCAGAGUAAAAAAACCGAAACUCUUUAUCUUAAUAACAUUCUCCUUAUACUGAGGGUUCACUGAAACGGUUCCAGACAAGUAUCCAGUUUCAUAAACUUCCAGUUUCAGAAAACAUUGCUUACAAAAAACGCGAUACGCAAAAAUGAGCAGGAUACCAACCACAUGAUACAUGUGAUAUUGUAUUUUGUUUGAUAUUCUUAUAACUUUUGUUGUGCUAAGAUUUCCUUUUUCCUUUCUUGCAUAAUCAGCUCCAUUAUUAUGGACCCAAGAGGGUGAUGAACUUUGGAAAGAGGGUUGAAAAUAUUAUCAGAAUUUUGUAAAGUUUCAAUUUUCUCGUGAUAAAAUUGCCUAACUAGUUAAAACCAUGCAACUGCACUGGUUGUCUUUGAUGGUAUAUUCGUACUGUGACAUGCAUUCACCACAUGUUGUAAAUUGAAGGCUGGUAAGGUUUACUUUAUUUAUCUCACUGUUGAGUUUUGCAAUAAAUAACUGAGUAUACUU